CCCAGAACCCUCUGCUCAGGACGAAGGCAGUCAUGCGGAUGGAAACAGGAGUUGGCAUCCGCUCCGCUGCGCRAGGAAGAAACUUCGAGGGAAGAUGCACGAAGAGGAGGAUGGCGGCGACUCAAACUCCUGCUCGGCCCCGCGGCUGCCGUCCUUCAAGUCCGUGGACGUGGCCGACGUCGACGGCGGGAGGGAGCAGGCCCCCAAACUGUGCGGCUACUUGAACAAGCUGUCKGGCAAGGGGCCUCUCAGGGGGUACAAGCUGCGCUGGUUCGUGUACGACCCGAGGAAAUGUUACUUGUAUUACUUCAAGACGCCCCAGGACGCCCUUCCCCUCGGACACAUCGAUAUCGGCGAUGCCUGCUUCAUGUACGACGCGGAGGGGCACGAGGGCCAGUUUGAAGUCCGCACAGCCGGGAAGGAGUUCCUCCUGAAGGCCCCCAACAGGCAGGUGAUGCACUACUGGCUGCAGCAGUUGCAGCAGAAACGCUGGGAGUACAGCAGCACAAGAGGCGGAGGUGGUCAGAGAGACAGCUGGAGCUCCCCAACCCUGGUUUAUCCUCCCACCGGCCUCGUGGGCAAAGAUAACGGUUCCUCUGUCACUGAGAACCAAAGUGAAAACCUGGAGAAGGUCCGCAGUGACUUCGCCAUGGAGACAGAACUAAAUCCUGGUGGGAUGGUGGGGAUCCAGUCAGCCAAAGGGCCCUCUGCCGCCAACUUCUCCCUGAAAAACUUUAGCACAGAGAUCAGAAACACCAUGUCUUAUCUGCGGCCUGGCAGAACAGGCGAGAACAGACGCAGCGUGUUUUACACCAGCAACAGCAAUUCAGACGAGUGGGAGAUGAUCGAUCCACCUAAGGACCUCCCUGAGCUGAAGCCCCACCUGGACUCGCACAGACAUUCCUUCGGCUCGGCGUUCACUUUCGAUUUCGUGCGCAGCUCCUCGCGGCCCAAGAGGGCCUCGCUCCGAGACGUGAAGGGGACGGGGAGGUUCGGGCGCAGCUCUGACAAUUCGGCGGCGGAGUGCAACGGCAGCAAACCUCCGGACACGCAGCUUCGCCUGCAAAGCCAGCAGGAGGAGCUGAGCCAGAUGCAGCAGGAACAAGUGAAGCUGCGAGAGGAGCUGGCCAGUCAGAAGGAACUGGUGAGACUUCUGCAGCAGACUCUACGAACCUCCCAGUGCGACCGACCCGCAGUGCACCGACCACCUCCACCCCCCUCCUCACCCUCAGACCAGAACCCGACUCCAGCUGUGACCCAGGAGGACGUGACUCAACUGGAGGCGCUGCUCCAGGAGAGAGACGUCCAGAUUCCGUCCCUGUGUGGCCACAUGGAGCGUUUGUCCCUGGAGAAGGAGAGCCUGCAGAAGGAGCUGAAAGCCCUGAAAAUCAAGGUGGGGGAAAUGAACGACCAGCUGGGGAUGCUGAUGGAGACCAUCCAGGCAAAGGACGACGUCAUCGUGAAGCUGUCGCAGCAGAGCGACGAGCAGGGCGGAAACCCAAACGAUGCAGGUUCACCCGGUCCGCACAAGGAGCAGCAGGAGCUGGAUGUCCUCAAGGACAGUCUUCAAGGAUACAAAUCCCAGAACAAAUUCCUGAACAAAGAAAUCCUGGAGCUGACGGUGCUGCGAAGAAACGCAGAGAUGAGAGAAAAAGCUUUAGAGGCAAAGUGCACAGCUCUGGAGGCCAAGCUGUGUCAAGUGGAGAGUAAAUAUUUGGUGCUGCUUCAGGAAGUCCGGACGCCCGUGUGUUCGUCGUCGGAGCAGAGCCCGGCUCGGGAGGUCAUUUCUAGACUACUGGAGGACGCGCUGCAGGCAGAGAGCUCGGACCAGCAGGAGCACACCAUCUUUAAACCAAACACUGUCAGUGAGUACGACACGUACGGCUUCAAGACGGUCCCCGAGGAGGAGGAAGAGGAGGAGAGGCUGGAUGCGAAGGUCCGAGCCUUGGAGCUGAAGUCCCUGUCCAUGACGGACCAGGAGGUGUCCGUCGGGGUCAAGUGGGAGAACUUCCUGGCCGGCACCAUGAACCGAGACCUGGUGCGCUCCCCCGAGCUCAAGGCCCUGAUCCGCUGCGGCGUGCCCCACGAGCACCGCCCCCACGUGUGGCGCUGGUGCGUUGCCCUCCACGUCAAGAAGUUCCGCGACCACCUGGUGCCGGAGUACUACGAGACCCUGCUGAACGUGGCCCGGGAGAGGCCCAACCCGGCCUCGAAGCAGAUCGAGCUGGACCUGCUGCGCACUCUGCCCAACAACAAGCACUACGCCUCGCCGAGCGCGGGCGGCAUCCACAAACUCAGGAACGUCCUGCUGGCCUUCUCCUGGAGGAAUCCGGACAUCGGCUACUGUCAGGGACUGAACAGGCUAGUAGCUAUCGCCUUGCUGUACUUAGACCAAGAAGAUGCCUUUUGGACCCUUGUAGCCAUUGUGGAAGUUUUCAUGCCGAGAGACUAUUACACAAAGACUCUGCUUGGCUCUCAGGUUGACCAGCGUGUGUUUAAAGACCUGAUGAGCGAGAAGCUGCCGCGCCUUCAUGCCCACUUCGAGCAGCACAAGGUGGAUUUCUCUCUCAUCACCUUCAACUGGUUCCUGGUCGUGUUUGUGGACAGCGUGGUGAGCGACAUCCUCUUCAAGAUCUGGGAUGCCUUUCUGUUCGAAGGACCCAAGAUCAUAUUUCGAUUUGCUCUUGCCCUGUUCAAGUACAAAGAAGAAGAAUUUUUGAAGUUGCAGGAUUCCACAGCCAUCUUCAAAUACCUGCGAUGCUUCACUCGCACAAUCUUGGAUUCAAGGAAGCUGAUGAACAUUGCUUUUGUCGACAUGAACCCGUUCCCCAUGAGGCAGAUCCAGAACCGCCGCUCCUUCCACCUGGAGAAGGUGCGCCUGGAGCUGACGGAGCUGGAGGCCAUCAGACAGACCUUCCUGAAGGAGAGGGAGACGAGGCAGGACGGACGCAGCUUCGUCAGCGACGACGAGGAAGACACCUGAUGAAGAGGAUCCAGGGCUGUUUUAGAAUGAAGACAAAGAGAKCGUCUCYGCAAAUUUGUGACGCGUUGCCGUCACCGAGGGUUUUAUUUUCCUGAUUCAGUCCCCAGAGUCCGUCUCUGCAUCACGAUCAGGAACAGUGAGUCAAAGGACCAAGAACCCAUCAGUAUUCCUGCCAUUAUCUUCUUAUUUGUAAAAAACACUUUUGUUUUUGCUGCCUACUUUUAUAUCAUGUCCAACAGCGAAUGCUUUAUCAAUUCCAAACCCACUUCUACAGCCUAAAGCAGUAUUUUCAAACAUUUUUGUGUCUUUUUUUUAAGAAAUCUGUGUGUUUUUUUAAGUGUACAUUACCAAUCAUCAUUUUUUCUUUACUCUUGUCUUUUAUUGCACUUAAAUUUUUGGAUGCUGGAGCUUCAACCUAGCUCAAAUGUUUAGUUUUUAAACAUUCCCAUUCAGAUUUGUAUCUGGAUGAAAAAUAGAGAGGAUGGAUCAAAAACUCAAGCUCUCCUUUUUGUGCCAACUACAGGAACCACUUACUGAAAUGUAUUUUUACAUUUAAAAUUCUAAUAUUUUCAGUAUAAACAGACUAAGAUGCCACAAAUCAUGUGUCUUAUUAGUCAGUUCGUGUUUUGUAUGUUUUUUUACUGGUACAUAGCUGAGUCAUCAAAAUAUUAUUUCUUUUUUCCAAAAUUCUUAAAAACCUUGUUUGGCAUAACUGCCUCAGGAUUUGAUCGACACAACAUUUUAAUUUACUUGAACAAUUCAGUGAAACCCUUCAGGUAAUUCAUCAGUAUUUUUACUUUUACUCUCAUAUUAGAGUACUGCAUUUAUUUCUGCCGUUGGUUAAUUUUGCCUUAUUUUCCAUCUGUUUAGAGUAGUUUGAAGGAUUAAGUACAUUGGUGUCUUUACACUCGUUGUCCUCACUGUGGCAGUGUAACAUUUAUUCACACAUUCACACAGCAGCUGGAGUCUAAGUUGACAUUAUUAAAUUAAGAAAAAAUAAUAGUAAAAUCCUUCACUUUGUUGCACAUUCAGGUACUUAUAGAUCAUUGUUUGUUUUGUUUGUUUAAAACCUUGUUCAUUUCUGAGGCUGUGUAAGUUUGAUCAGUAAACUGUGAACACUUGGAUGAACAGGAUCUUACACGAGACUGACGAGGAAGUGGUUGUUUAUCUUUUUUUUUCAGUUUAGCUCUUCUUCCUGUGUGCUGGAGCCUCGUUUACAACUUAUUUUUUUACUCACGUUGAGCUGUUAUUUCAAAACUUGCUCUGCUGCUGUUAUCUUUUUGUUAAAUCACUUGUGAAAACAUGGCUGAAUUAUGUUGAAUGACUCGCAUGUAGAGGUAGAAAUUUAAAUUGAAUUUGUAUGAGAGCAGGUCUCUCACUGAAUCCAAAAUUUUCCAAACUAGAUUUUUUUUUUGGAACCAUGAUGGUAAAGAGCUGGUGCGUUAGGUUUCAGCCUUUUUAAAAAUACUUUAAUGGAAUAAGCUACAUCGAAAACAAUCAUCUUUUCUUUCUCUUUUUAUUUUUGUUUGUUUCUGUCAGCACAAUAUUGCACAGUAUGACCUUCAUCUUAAAGCUGAUCUGUUAUUUUUUUCAUCUUUAUUGUUGAUUUGCUCUUUUUUAAAUGAAAAAUAAAAAAAUCUUUGUUAACAAAUUGGAAUAUUAUGCCACUUUGUGUUAAACCACAUCAAUAAAUAACUGUUAAAUGAA
Messenger RNA from Austrofundulus limnaeus, 4690 nucleotides. It is a transcript of the gene tbc1d2b, whose product is annotated as TBC1 domain family, member 2B. Lineage: Eukaryota; Metazoa; Chordata; Actinopteri; Cyprinodontiformes; Rivulidae. Gene Ontology annotation, molecular function: GTPase activator activity; small GTPase binding. The record is from RefSeq and is a predicted model, not a curated record. Bases 95 to 2983 code for a protein of 962 amino acids. The transcript is spliced from 13 exons. Gene Ontology annotation, biological process: regulation of GTPase activity.